Molecule: messenger RNA, 1527 nt
Organism: Eriocheir sinensis (Chinese mitten crab)
Lineage: Eukaryota; Metazoa; Arthropoda; Malacostraca; Decapoda; Varunidae
Exons: 2
Coding region: 229-558 (109 amino acids)
Source: RefSeq, a predicted model, not a curated record
CCCGGCCAUGGAACUUCAGAACACGAGUGGAAGUGAUAUUGUGAGGAGCUCUAUUGAGAGUUUAUCCUUGCUACUACUACAACUACUACUACUACUACUACUAUUACUACUACUACGUGUGGAUUUAUUACCAUUGUGAAGACUAUUGCAGCAAGCUAGUCUACUAUCUACACGUGUAUUGAACUGCCUCACCGCCGCCAGCAGCCCUCCUCGUCCUCAUCAUCGUCUAUGGGCAGCGCUCUCCACAAACUCCUCUUCGCCAUGGACCGCCGUGUCAGCCCCGCCGGCAGCGUCGUCAGCACCGCCGCCAACACCAGCCCGCACGGCAGCUCCGCCAGCCUGGGCAGCGUCAGCAGCGUUGAGCCCUCGGCGCAGUCGGCCCGUGGCUCCGCUGCGUGGGAGGAGGACCUGAGCGACGAGUUCAUGGCGGCUGUGCUCAGCUUCGUCACGCACAUGGGCGGCCGCCUUGACGCGCUGGACAACGCUAGGCUUUACGACGAGUUCCGAUCCUUCACGUCCCUCGCCGCGCCCUCCUACAGCGGCGUGCAGGUGGCGUAGGCGCGCACCUGUGUCUAGGAGCACGCCUGUGUCAGGAUCAACAGGUCCUGGCUGACCCUGCCCUGCACACGCCCGGGGACGCGCUGCCCCAGUGGUCAGCGCGCGGGCCCGAUACCCUGGAGUACCCUGCUUCAAGCCCCGUCGCGUUACGCAGUGCCUGCACGCUGCCCCGGCCCAGCCCUUGUUCUGCACGCCUGGGGAGGACACGCGGCCCCCCGCUGCCUCCCCCUGGUCACCAUACCUGAAGACGCUGAAUGAUACCUGAGGCUGCCUGGGAGAGAAACCCACCUGUGCAAUGGCUCCUUCACCCGGGGGACACCUGGGGGAACACACAGACACCUACCCAAGACUUCCUUCACCCGGGGGACACCUAAGGGAAGAUAGACCUACCCAAGACUUCCUUCACCUGGGGGACACCUGAAAAGAAGAAACUCAACUGGGGACACCUGAGGGAAACAAACUCACCUAUGAAAGUUCCUUCACCCUGGGGAACACCUGUGGGAGAAGAAAACAACACCUAAGGAAGACAAAGACAUCUAUACAAGACUUCCUUUCACCUGGGGGAGCGCGUUACACCUGAGCACUGUCCCUUUCAUCUGUCCCCCCGGGGUUGUGUCUCACCCUGGGGUCACCUGGGGGAGUCCACACCUACCCAGCCUAAUUGCUUACCUGUAUACCUGUAUUUAGACGCCAUAUUGGUGUUGUAUUAUGUACCCUGUGAUAGAGAGAGAGAGAGAGAGAAAAAAAAAAAAGAGAGAGAAAGAGAGAGGAUAUCAAUUAAUCAAUCUAUUUAUUAUUUUUUUUUUUUUGUUUUGUUUUUUCAUUAUUUGUUAUUUAUGUAUUUAUUAUUCCUGUGUGUGCGUGCGUGUGUGCGUGGCGAGGGCAUGGCUGGCUGUCCCUCGCCCCCCCCCUUCCGUGUCUGUUCGUUUGUUUGUUUGUUUGUGUCCAAUAAACUUAUUUUGCACUUAA